AUGACGCCUUUGCUGAUGGCGAGGCUGACAGGGAAGACCCAGAUGCUCAGGACAAGCUGUUUCAGAUCUCUGACAUCAGAAACUGACUUCUCCUACAAGAGCCUUUGUUCUCUCCUGCCCGGAGAAAAAUUACAGAUGAAAGUUGAGCUGCAACAGACCACCAACACAGUGGAGGAGCCCCUGGAUCUGAUCAAGCUCAGUCUAGAUGAAAGGAUCUAUGUGAAGAUGAGGAAUGACAGAGAGCGCCGUGGCAGGCUGCAUGCCUACAACCACCAUCUGAACAUGAUCCUAGGGGAUGUCGAGGAGACGGUAACUACAGUGGAGAUUGAUGAAGAGACAUAUGAGGUACUCUAUAAGUCAACCAAGAGGAAUAUCCCUAUGUUGUUUGUCGGGGGAGAUGGAGUGGUGCUUGUGGCCCUGCCCCUCAGGAUGGGCUAA
This is a messenger RNA of Lampris incognitus (smalleye Pacific opah), 438 nucleotides long. RefSeq names its product U6 snRNA-associated Sm-like protein LSm3. Lineage: Eukaryota; Metazoa; Chordata; Actinopteri; Lampriformes; Lampridae. The coding region runs from base 1 to 438 and encodes 145 amino acids. The transcript has 3 exons. The record is from RefSeq and is a predicted model, not a curated record. Gene Ontology annotation, molecular function: RNA binding. Gene Ontology annotation, cellular component: U6 snRNP; catalytic step 2 spliceosome; U4/U6 x U5 tri-snRNP complex. Gene Ontology annotation, biological process: mRNA splicing, via spliceosome; P-body assembly.